This is a messenger RNA of Anastrepha obliqua, 3109 nucleotides long. Its product is annotated as mitochondrial pyruvate carrier 2-like. Gene Ontology annotation, molecular function: pyruvate transmembrane transporter activity. Gene Ontology annotation, biological process: pyruvate import into mitochondria. Bases 203 to 703 code for a protein of 166 amino acids. NCBI's taxonomy places the organism in Eukaryota, Metazoa, Arthropoda, Insecta, Diptera, Tephritidae. The record is from RefSeq and is a predicted model, not a curated record. Gene Ontology annotation, cellular component: mitochondrial inner membrane. The transcript has 5 exons.
CCGGCUUACUUUGAGAAUUGCCAUUUCAGUUGUUAUUCGUGUGUUGUGCUAGGAUUUCUUCACUGUCUAGCUAGUGGUGAGGAAGUCAUCUAUAACCAGUGUUCAAUUAAAACCUGUUAUUCCUACUCCUUAUGUAGAUUAAUAUUAUAUUAGAGUUUUUAAAAUAUCAUAGUGAAAAUAGUGAAUAGAAAACAAUAAUAAGAUGGCUUCCACUGCACCACCAGCAUCAGUACCCCCACCACCACCGCCUCCAUCGUCAGCCCCCACUGCUGGCAAAGGAUUUCCUAGCAAAAUAUACAAUGCCUUAAUUGGCUCAGUGGACAAGCAUGUCCCAGAAAAGUUGCGGCCACUGUGGCAGCAUCCAGCUGGGCCUAAAACUGUUUUCUUCUGGGCGCCACUUUUCAAAUGGACGCUUGUCAUUGCUGGUCUUAGUGACUUGGCGCGACCGGCCGAGAGUCUUUCGGUACCACAAUGUGCCGCCCUCGCAGCGACCGGUAUCAUCUGGUCGCGUUACUCGCUGGUCAUCGUUCCCAAAAACUACAGUCUGUUCUCUGUCAAUUUAUUCGUUGGCUUGACACAGAUCAUUCAACUGAGUCGCGCCUACAUGCACCAAAUGGAAAAGAACAAAUUGGCAGCCACCGAAGGGCAACAACCAGCUAUUGCUGCUGCUGCUACUACAGCUGAAAAGAAAACUGAGUUGUAAUUGACCAAAGCAGCUCGAUUUGUACAUACAUAUGUAUAUAAUAUUCAAGUGUAUAUAAUGUGAAUAUGAAUCGGUCGCAAGCUUACUAUUUCAUAUAAUUAGCGAUAAUUUUUCGACUUUUGUUGUUAAUGAGCAGACGAACAAAAUCCCAUAUGUACAUACGUACUCAAAUUAUAAAAAGCGAGCGGAAAAAUAUUACACGUCAAACGUCGGCAAUAAAAAAAUAACAAAGAUAAAAUAGACAAGUUAUGUAUUGUAUAAAAAAUUGGUAUAAUUUGAGGUUGAAAAUACCCUGCAGGGAAAAUACUCGCUAGUACCGAACUAUGUAGUUCGCGUUCGUUAUCUUACCCAUAUAAGCAACUGAAUAUCAUUAAACGGUACAAGCAAACCAGUUUUAAAUAUUUUCUCAUAAUGAAUAUUUAUUAACAAAUUUACUCUUUAUAAAAUUAAAUUGGAACAUAUUUAACCACCCAACCCAAUUUGAACAAACUACUUCACGAGUGACUCGACGCCUGUGCUGUAAUAUGCCAAUAGUGAUAGAGUACAAGAUUAUAUAGAUAAAAGAGAAAAAAUGAGCGCAACUUUGCCGUAACGCAAGUGUAGAUAAUGUGUGUGAAAGAACUAAGAAGAGGGUGUCAAAAAAGCGUAGUUUCAGAAACAAAAACGCAAAAUGAUGUUAGGUUUAGAUGCAUCAGUCCUUAACAAAAAAUGCCAAUUUGACUCAACAUCAAAAAAUCUAGUUGAAGCAAUGAGAAAAUAAAAGGGAGAGAGAGAAACACAUCAAAAUAUAUUGAAAAACAAACACAAACAAAAUACAAAUAUUCAUUGUUCUUCACAUUUUGCACACAAAAUGAAGCGAAGUUGCUAUCACAUUAACACAAGGGUGUGAGUGCUAAUAUAAAAAUGGAAGAUACUCUAUAUCAAAUAGCUCCGGCGCACGCUCGUGCAUCCAUGUCCAGCAGCUUAUAUGUGUGCGUGUCGGGUGACACACGUACUUGCUUCGUGUCACACAUACUUGUUGUCGGCUUUUGCAUGAUGGAAAUCAAAAAUUUUAGUUUUUUUUCGCUUUGCAUGACCGUGUCGCAGUCUGCAUGACAUGCAGGAGUGUCUCAGUUUGUGCUGUAUAACUGCUGCAGUUACAAGCAACAACAAACCAUCUUCCGAAGACGACAUAUUUACGUGCGCACGCUACGAACACUCAAUUCAAAUUCAAAACACAUAUAAGCUGCUGGACAUGCAUGCAUGAGCGCGUCCCGGAGUUAAAACAUUUGCUUAAAAAAAUUAAUGUGUGUCCCGAUACCAAAGUGAUGGUCGCACUCACUGUCUACAACUACGAUAAAUUCUAUUAAACCCUCUUUCCUUAUUCUUAUUGAGGCAUUAAUUUUAUAAUAUAUUUCAGUCUCAAUCACGGGAACGCAUGGAGUUUUGAGGGGUAACGUUCUCUGCUCGAAAAGGUUCGCAAUUGUCAAUAUCGUUCAAGUCCCGAAUCAGAGAUCUGUUUCAGUAGCGUAAGGUUUACCUGCAGGGCACACACUUGUAUAUAUAUAUACAAAUAUAUAUGAAAUCAAUGCCAAUGGCAUAAGAUUGGGCUGACAUAUAUACAUACGUAGUACGUGUGUACGUGUACAUAACAUAUAAAUAUAUAAAAAUGUAAAUAAUUUUCAAAAGCUCCCGCUCUUGAAACAUUUGCCAGUAAAAGUGCUCAACAUGUCGAAAAUUUAUCUUUUAUAUAUAAUAACGAAGAAAUGGUGAUAUUAUUAAGUAGUGAAUUUAUAAUUAAAAAACAUGAUCAUUUUUUUUUUGUCUAACUGCAAGCUGAAUUAAUUUUGAAUUUAAAUUGUCUCUAAGCUAAGAAAAAUAAUCAAACAUACCAAAAUAGAGUAGCAAAAAUUGUUAAACGCACAAAUUACGUACACAGAAAAUAUUUAUGUAUAUAGGAAAAAAACUGUAUUUGCAUAAUAAUUUAUUAAUGAAAGUGAAAUUUUUUUUCGUUUAUGCAGAUUUUUAUUUUUAACUACAAGCUAUUGUAUUUGAAUCGUUUUUUUUUUUCGUUUCUUUACUCCGAUUCUCAAAUGAUUUAAAGCACAAGCACAUAUACUUUUUAAUGUUUAUCUCAAACAGGUUUUAAGCAUAAAAAGAACUUAACAACUUCAACAUAUAUACGUAAUUAUGAGAGGCUGUAAACUUGAUUUAUUACAUAAAGCACCAACUUAGCAACUAGUUUUGAUUCUGAGGUAUAUUAUUUUAAAGUGAUACAAUUUACUUGUAGAGUUACAAAAUGUGCACGCAUACAUACAUACAUACGUAUGUAGGGCAAAAGAUGUGCUUGUAUGCAGUGGCGAAAGUUAAACAAAACGAUUUGUAUUGGUAACUUAAUUUUCAAUAAAGAGAUUGUAAAAAGGUGUA